AUGUGUUCCGAACACCCUUUAGCCGUCAAGUGGCAAAGCAAGAUAAUAGCGAUGGUAUCACUUAACAAAAGGUGCACAUUUCAAGUCGGUGAAAACCCUGCUGACGAGAGAACUUUAACUCUCUCUUCUGCCUCUAAUGGAGGCUACUAUAUUUCUUUAAGGCCUUUCGUCGAGCCAAAAGGCUCCGAGAGCGAACUUCCAUAUGAGUGGGCAUUCGCUGGGUCCCCAAAGAGCCUUGAGGCGAAAAAAGUCGACGAAUUGAGAGAUGACAUUAACUUCAACUUCGACUUCGACACCAAUGUCCACUUGAAUGCAGAAAACACACACAGAGGCGUGGUUGAGACGCACUGGAAGAAAUGGGAGAGCGGCCUCGUCGAGGAAAGGGGACAAGUGUUUCCUUUUGGCCCUGACAAGCAAGCCGUGAGCUUUUUCGAGCUAUGGCAGCCCAUUGACGCCACCAGAGACGAAUUCGUCCACAUCAGUGAGAAGUCCGUAGACCAAAGCGCAGCGCGCUCUGUCGUUUUGGCUCUGGACGACGACAACUACAGAGGUUUGGUGAUCACCGUCGGCAAGUGGACUCAAGGAAUUCUCUUCAAAAAGGCCGAGCACACCGCCAAGGGCAUCAAUUUUCUGAGAGCUUGCGAGUCUGCUGACGGGAAAAUCACCACCCUGUUGAAAUAUGGUGUUGACUUUGAUAGAUUCCCUAGCACUUUCGUUGGCCAGAAGGACGCCGAGCUGCAAGGCGCGGCUGGUGCAUUCUGGAAGGUUGUGGAAUCUAACCUUUAA
Messenger RNA from Lachancea thermotolerans CBS 6340, 786 nucleotides. RefSeq names its product Hri1p (gene HRI1). The record is from RefSeq and is a predicted model, not a curated record. Bases 1 to 786 code for a protein of 261 amino acids. Lineage: Eukaryota; Fungi; Ascomycota; Saccharomycetes; Saccharomycetales; Saccharomycetaceae. The transcript has a single exon.